Messenger RNA from Pocillopora meandrina, 24660 nucleotides. The record is from the annotation of a GenBank genome assembly. Lineage: Eukaryota; Metazoa; Cnidaria; Anthozoa; Scleractinia; Pocilloporidae.
GACUGAAAUCAAAACACUAUUGUGAAUAUAUUGUGUUGAUAUUUGCGACAUGUGAUAGCUUUCUGUUAUGAUUACGUGUCCUCUUCUCAGAUUUACGUCUGAAUAAGAAGAAUAUUUAUUCAUCACUUCCUCAACUUUGCCCUUUUGGUUGGAAAUCGGCGCACGGGUUUCUUUAUGUAAUGAAAGAUGUCUAUGAUACUUCGAGCUUCGAGUUUACUGCGAAGAGGGAAAACUGCGUUUUCAGCCGCUAAGCUAUCGUCUAUUUCGACAAGAUCACGAAAGGUAUAAACUGUUGUAAGAUUUAUUUCAUUCUAGUGUUGCGAAUUUUUUCUGAAGUACUUUGAGAGGCGCGCGAUCUUCUGAUAUUUUGCAAGAUAUCAUUGGACCACGUAGCAAAGAUCGGUCAUGCCAUACAAUCUACCCCAAGGCAGAUCGUCUCCCUCAUGUGCACGUGCAUUCGAUCGUCAGAUUAAAAUAAGCAAAGAAAUUUAAUUUGCGUGUUGUCCGAAAACUCUAACAGGUAGCUCUGUUUCGCAAUUGAGCGCUUUAAACGUGAAUUCUAAAUAGAAGAAUAUAGUGAAACUUUUUGGAGUUAACCUCGUGAUCUUUGCUGCAUGUGAUAGCUAGUCUGACGACAAUAAUUUUUUUUUUAAUACUCCUUUGGGGGUAUUAAAUGAUCUUAGUAGUAAAGAAUAUCUGCAUAUUUCUUUUAGUUGAACAAAGAGUGUUAAUUCUCAGAUAAAUUGAGAAUAUUCGACAUAACUUAUGAGGAAUAAUAUCCAUAAAAAAGGAUAACGAGCAAAGUUUUACUAAAAACAUUUUUAAGGGUUUUAUUAUCUAUGGAUGCUUGCUAUUUCAUUAUUUUAACAGACACACCCUAGGACCAUGAUGAAGAACAAUAACCUUUUUUGAAGCCCUCUUAUUAAUUUGCGAACAGUUUUUCUUAACCAUGGAUGGAGUAUAUUUUUGAUCAUUUCUGUUUGUAAAGAUUUAUUAUUCUUGGACAAGAAAAAUUUAUCCCAUUUCUUUAUCCAAUUAUGGUGUUUCCUUGAAUAAGCACCCGUGCUCCAAUAAGAGCCCUCUCCCAAAUGAGAUACCACCCCCCAGGCAAUAAUAAUAACAAACAAGCACCCCACGCCUUCCUCCCACACUUUCUUAGAUGGUGGGCAUACAAGGAAGACCUGUCUCUAUUGCUGCUUUAUUUAUAGCUUUUUAAGCUUCAACUACAGCAAAAUCAGUACAGCUUAAUAAUUACUUAAUAAGCAUCCUUCCAAAAAGUGCCCUCCCUUUACCUGAAAUUUUGAAUAAGCGUCCACACACUUAUUUAAGAUACGUAUGGUUGCUAUGGAGAUAUUAUUGAAGAAUUGUCAAUGUUGACAUUGUAAGAGUUACAAAUGUCAUCUUCAUCCUUAGUUCCACAUAAUUUUCUCCAUAUUAUGAAUUUCUAUGAACUUUUCUCCUCUCAGAGUUUGUCGGCAUCAUUGGUUCUAGAGGAUGGAACUCGCCUUAAAGGAUAUUCCUUUGGUCAUGGCAAAUCUACAUCUGGAGAAGUGGUCUUUAAUACCGGUCUGACUGGGUUAGUUUUUUUUACGUAUCAUAUAGAUUUUGAUUAACAUACAAUGGAGCAUGUCAGGGAGAAGUCCAGAGAGUUCACAACCCUCCUCCCUCCCCCCUCCCCCCCUCUUAAUCAAAUCUGUGUGUCUUCUCCCUGCUUGUUGGAAACCAAAAUUCUCAAAAAGACAGAAUCAUGUAUUACUUCUCAACUUAAAGUACGUGAAAUUUUCCUUACUUAAAUUAUUAUUCCUCAGCUUAUUUAGCGUCUAGUGUAACAGUGAAAAAAAAAACAAUACCAGUUAACCCCUGUGAAACAGAUUUUAUUCACCAGGUAACCAGAACAAGAAAAAUUUUACUACAAAGACUCUAAGCUGCUCUUUUCCAUAGAAUAUUGAUUUGUACAAGUAAUACUGCUCAAAAUGUUAUCUUCUUCUGAGGCCAAAAUCAUACUUCUCUUGGCUAGUCACCAGAUGGUCACUUUGAAACAAGUUAAGCGUGGAGCACUGAUUGAUGACAUUUGAAUGUUCUUUUAAAAAAAUGAAACAAAUGAAAAAUUUAUAAAAACAAGCUCUGAAAGUAAGCAAAGCCUCUUUUUAUUUUAUCAUUAGAAGAUCGUAGAUCAGAGGUGUUCUUGUCAGAAUUAAUGGAAACCUUUUUGUAAACAAUUUUCUUUCUUUAAAAUCUGCAGAUACCCUGAAGCACUCACAGAUCCAAGUUACAGAGGACAAAUACUGACCCUGACUUACCCUAUAGUGGGAAAUUAUGGUGUGCCAAGCACAACAGAGAGAGAUAAAUAUGGAUUAUUAAAACAUGUGGAAUCAGAAAACAUACAGGUACGAUUGGUAAUUUAGUGAGAUCACUUAUUUGCUAUGUCUUCCUUUCAUUUUCAAACCAUUCCUUUGGAAAUUAAUUAUUUUGCAUUUGUUUGUGUGUUUGUUUUGUUUUUUCUUUUCAUCAGGUGUCUGGAUUGCUUGUUCAGGAUUAUUCUCAUAAUUACAGUCACUGGAAUGCAGUGAAGUCACUUUCAGAAUGGUUGCAAGAAGAAAAGGUAUUGAUAUUUAUUUAUUUAGUUAUUAUAGGUACUUAAUUUGAUAAGCUCAGGGACUGGUCAUUACUUGUGAAGAGGGGUGAGGGAAAAAAAAGGGGGGGGGGUCAAGGUUAUUUAAAAUUGGCUUGAAAAACUGGUCACUGGUCUACACAAUGAACUUAUUUUGGGAUUUAGUAGGUUGGUUCCAUUGUUAUGAAAAGUAAUCAUCUUAUGGAUGUAUGUGACAUGAAUUUUAAUUGUUACUAAGCAUAUAAUAGAAGAUAUUAGGUGAUGGGUGGGGGGGGGUCAUAAAAUAGGGCAGGGGAGGGGGGCCUAUAGAAAUUUUGAUCUUUUUCUUUUUCCCCCCCCCCCCUUUCUACAUAGGUAAUGACCAGGUGCUUAGGUAUUACUUACUGAGAUGAGCCUGUCAUUCAUCUGUGCAUUAAAGUAAUGAUAUAAAUAUGUGUUCCUUGAUUUAAAAUAGAUUCCAGCCUUGUAUGGAGUAGAUACAAGAAUGUUGACCAAAAUCAUAAGAGACAAGGUAUGCUGCAAAAAUUUCCAAAUUUCUUUGUAUGCAAAGACAUUGACCACACAUGUCCAAUGUAGUUGUAGAAAUCAAGUUGGUUUUGACUACAUUAAAAGAUAUGAAGAGGAAAAGUGACCUAAGUUGUUCCUGGUUUCAUCUUUACUUUGGGUGACAGCAGGAUGGAUAGUUUCCCAUUUGCUAAUACUCCAUAGACUUACUUUGACAGGGUCUCUGUGUUCUGUCCUUUGGAGUUUUUGUGUCUAUGUAAGAGUCCAACUUCAUCCGCAGAAGAAAAAUUUUCUGAUUUUGACAGCAUCUGGCUAUAGUAGCCUCAACUCUAUGCUAGGUACCAUCUUGUAAUUUAUAUGCAAAAGUUUUUGGGGUUUAUUUCAUAUCAGAUGUUAUUUUUGCUGGUUUUCAGGGGACCAUCCUUGGUAAAAUAGAAUUUGAAGAUCAGCCUGUAGAAUUUGUGGAUCCUAAUAAGAGGAAUUUGACGGCUGAAGUUUCUGUCCAGGUUUGGUAUUCUUUCCACCCACUUCAUUCUAUAUUACUGACUGAUUUCAUGUAUGAAAGGAACCUACAGAUCUCAUUUAAGAAUUAUUUUCCAUAGCUUCAUCAAUUAGUGUAUUCCUCUCUUUUUACAAGCCCCUUCUUCUGUGGCAUUUUCCAAAUCAAUCUCAGUAUCUGAACAACUGCACACCUACCCCUCCCUAAUGUUGUAAUUGGGUUAGGAGAGGGGUAGGUGCAGAGUUGCUCAUAUGCAGACAUUGAUCCUAUUUUCUCCUCCAUUGCCUGACACCUUACCCCACCUCUGUGCAGUUACUCCUAGGUGGUCCUUAACUCCUCAUAUUGCCCGUGGUCUCACCUCUGUCAAUCUCCUCAUCUAGAACCAGUUGCCCCAUCUGUUACCUUUUUGUUAGGGAAAAAUCUAGGGUAUAAAGUCUGUAGGUGGGGCCCAAGUAGUGCCCCCCCCCCAGUAAGAGUGUAUCCCAGUUUCCCUAGCAUGAAGCAACUAGAAGUAUCAAUCACUACUCUCCCCUAGAUGAAAAUCCACUGCAAGGUAACCCCACACUCCCCAGUAUUUCAUGAGGCUUCCCUGACGGUUUGCAGGUACCCAUUGAUACUCCUUGGUAGAGAAAGACACUGUGGGAGUGAAGUAUUUUGUCCAAGAACACAACACAAAGGGCCCUUUACCCAGGUCUCAAACUCAGACCUUUCAGAGUCCUGGGCACUAACAACAAGGCCACAGCAUCUCCCACUCCACUGGAAAAGGAUCACUUACCCUUGAAUCAUUUUGGCAUAAAAUUAGUCAUAACUAGUAAAUGAUAACAAAUCACUUUUUUCUAAUUACCCUAUCCUUGAAUUCUUCUUCUCCAAUCCACCUGCUUUCCUCUGAUCACUAUGCAUUGCAAGAAAUUAAAGAUUGAUACUGAUUUUGUUUUUUCAGGAAAAACAAAUUUUUGGUGAAGGAAAUCCAUACAAAGUCAUAGUUGUUGACUGUGGUAUAAAACAGAACAUGAUCCGACACUUAGUCAUGGUAUGUAAAGUUACAGAAUGGUAUGGUUUAUGUUCCAGUCUCCCACAGAAAUGUCUGCUUUUAAACACUUGUGUCCCAUCUCAGACAAUAGGGUCCAAAUUUAUACCAUAGUGUCUGAUUUCAGACAGUUAUGUCCCAUUUUAGAUAAUAGGGUCUUAUUUUAGACACUAAUGUCAAUUUUUGAUGCAGGUGUCCAAAACUGACUACAAGUCUCUGUUUUGGAUGUAAUUGUCCAAGAUAGGACACUAAUGUCAAGUUUUGAACACUAGUGUCAAUUUAGGACACUAUUGUCCAAUUUUAGACACUAAUGUCUGAUUUUAUGAACUAAAGUCCAAUAUUUGAAACUAGUGUCUGCUUUUAGACACUUGGGUCUGAUCUUAGACACAAGUGUCCAAUUUUAGACACUAAUGUCUGAUCUUAGACACCAGAGUUUUAAAUGCAAUUUUAAACAAUGUGGGUCCAAUAUAAGACACUGGUGUACAAUUUCAAAUGCAAGUGUCUGGUUUUAGAUUCUAGUGUUUGAUUUCAGACACAAGUGUCUAAAAUGCAACUUAAGACAUUGGUGUCUGAUUUUAGAUGAUAGUGUUCAAUUGUAUGCUAAAGUGUCUGAAUUUUGGCACUAGUGUCCAGUUUUAUACCCUAUUGUCCAAUUUUGGACUCUAUUGUCCCAUUUAAGACAUCACUGUCCAAUCUUAGACUCCAGUGUCCAAUUUAGGCACUAGUGUCUGACUGUAGAUACUGGUGUCUAAUUUAAGACAUUACUGUCCAAUCUAAGAUGCUGGUGUCCAAUGCAGGCACCAGUAUCCAGAUUUUAGACACUAGUGUUUAGACUCUACUGUCUGGUUUUAUACUCUAAGGUUCCAAUUUUAGACACUACAGUCAGAUUUUAGACACUGUUAUUUGAAUAAGCAGUGACACCUUAGUUAGAAAUUAGAUGCUCAUUACUCUCAGGUGUUAAACAGUUAAGGGUUUGACCAAGCCAUGUCUUCAUGUGCUUUGCUUCUGUAGAGAGAUGCAGAAGUUCACUUGGUGCCUUGGAAUUAUGACUACUCUGAGGAUAUCUAUGAUGGUUUAUUUAUUUCCAAUGGGCCCGGUGACCCUGCCAUGGUAUGGGAUGCUGUUCUGAAUCUGCGCAAGGUUUGGUUGUCUUUUUAUAUUGACACUAAUGAACUUCUCUCUCUGCUUCACCCUUUCAAUCCCAUUCCAUUUCAUUUGUAAUUCUUCUUACUGUAUGCCAUACAAUUCAUGUGAUGUUUGUUCAGAGAAUUUGGUUUUGGAUCAGCUAAUAAUCCCCUAAUUGUUAUUAUUCUUUACUCUCAACGUUUAUCUGCUUGAUAAUGUAAGAAAUUUUGCUGUGAUCACUCAAAGGAGUUAAAGGGUGAAGUAAAUUUCCAAGGCUGUUGUACGGGUGACCAUCAUGCUGUAAUGUAUUUGUUUUUUGUCCUUUUUAACUCGUGAAUUGCGCGCAUGCGCAAGAGCGAGUUAUAGAUACGAUGUGGGGAAUGGCAUUCCUCGCUCGCUCGCUCGAUUGGUCGAUUCCUGUAAACUUUUUUUAGAUUUUAGGCUUUUGAGUGCAUUUGAUAGUUUUUGGCGAGCAAUAAACAGACGAAAUGGCGACCUUUGUUGCUAAGAAUAGUGGUGGGGUGAAAAAGAAGCCAAUGAUAAUCUUAAAAGAGUUUUUUUUUUUCGUUUUAGUUUCAACAAGCGGCGCCAGCGACUGGCAGGCAUGCAAGGAUUCACACUGAAAUAACAGAACAACCUUCGUUUUUCAUAAAAUUGUAAUUUACAAUCCUUGAACUUGAAAACAAUCCGAAGAUUCAUUGAAAAUAUCACUUACUGCGAAGCGCUCGGAGUUUACAGAUGUUCAAAAGCUUUUUCUGUUAUAGCGUGAGAUUGAGGACAAAAUUGAUCAUUACGUUUCGUCGCGUGUGUUUUUCCUGUGUGAAGCAACAAAAGAUGCCGGCGACUGACGAAAUAACAAGUUAACACGAAAAUCAGAUAACACCUAAACAAACAAUUUUAGCUACCGAUUUUCAGUGAAUUUUUAAAGAACAAUUUUCUUUUAAGUUUCAAGACAAUUUGAAGAUUCAACAUACAUACAACGUACUAAAAUGCGAAAGUUACACACCACAAAAUUGAUAAAUAGGCCUGAAAUGAAAUUCUAUCUUGUUAUUGAUCAUACGUUGCCUAGCACGUGACUUAAAUCUACCCAGGCGGAGAUCCAAAAUGACGGUGGCAGGCUUGGCUUAGUUAUAUCACUCAAAACUCGUUCCCGUUUGUCUCAUUUGAUAAAGAGGGAAUCGUUAAUGUUUUCAUUAAGACAGUAUUGCCUUGAUUUUCUAAUAUUUACAACGAAAGACAGUAAAUUUCACUUUUCACCCACAUUUACUUCCAACCUUUUCUUUUGAACCAGAAACAAAAAUGAUAGACGUUUAAAAUACAUGAUAUCAUCCACCUUGUCAAAUGUAAUAGCAUGAUCAUUUCAAUUGUAAUGCCUUCUUAUCCCAACGUUACUUUGUUUCUUUGCUACAUUAGCGAACACUGAACUACUGCUCGUACUCUAGAUAUGACAAUCAACCACAAAAUUCCCUAAACCAGAUAACAUUAAACAUAAUCUAAAAAAUCAUGUGUCAAUUCACGAGUUUGCUCACAGAGCACUUUGAUUCUGUCUUAAACUCUUCCAUGUGUCAGACAUAGUUUGAUGCUACUCUGGUUUGCAGAUUAAAUGAAUGUAACCGAAGAAGUUACAAUUCAUAGACCCAAUGUUUCGACACUCCUGUCUAGUGCCUUCAUCAGGGGUGAUCUAAAUGCUGCAACAAGAGGUCCAUUUAUAUGAUCACUAAUUAGCAGCCUUUUUUCUGACGAGGUGUAAAUAGGCGUCAGGAAGCAAACCGCCGUCGUCACGAUUUAAAGGAGCGUGGGCGGAGUUUAUAUGCCAAGCCUCCAAACAAAGGCGCUGGUGGUAACACCAAUUAGUGGUGGUAAUUUUAGAAUUAUCCCACCCCAUUGUAUGGUUAGUUAGGCAUGUGUGCUCCGAUAAAGCUGAAUUUUCCUUUUUGCAAAAGAAAACCGCUUUUUUAAUGCUCUUUUAAAUGCGUACCAAACUGACGUUUGGUCUGUCCGAUGUAUUCUUCCAUGUGUCCUUGUGAAGGAUGUGUAUUUGAUAACAAUUUUUUUGUACCUAAACACAGUCUGUAAUCACAGAUCCAGGUUACAUUGACCCAAGAGUCCAAUACAAGAAAGUGCUCCAUUGUCCUGUGUAUCAUUUGAGUAAUUAAUUUUCCUCUUUGGCCAUCCUUUGAAGGUGUUGAAGAAUGAGCGUAACCAGCCAAUAUUUGGUAUCUGUAUGGGGAAUCAACUUACCGGUCUGGCAGCUGGUGCACAGACUUACAAGCUGCCACUUGGAAACAGGUAAAUUCAUUUGCCUUUUGAUCAUGUCUAAUCAUUUACUCUGUCACAUCAGUAAGCGUAGUCCCUCCAUACUGUUCUCUAUACAUUUCCUAAGGUGCUGAUUAGGAGGAUUUGUUCAACAACGAAUAACUUCAUCAAUGGGUGAUCAUUUCCUAUAUUCUUGUAACCUUAAUGUGUAAUUAAAAAGUAAUAAAGUAACGAGAAAUAAGAAGCCGAUCACUCUUAGGGGUUAAAUGGUUUAAGCGCAACCAGGUCAACUUUUGACAACUAAAAGACUCAGCGAAAUAUUCCUAUUUUUUUUUUACAGAGGACACAAUCAGCCAGUGAUUAACCAACUCAAUGGACAAGCAUUUAUAACCUCCCAGAAUCAUGGAUAUGCCAUUGAUGAGAAGACUCUUCCUUCAGAUUGGAAAUCACUGUUUAUUAAUGCCAAUGACAACACAAAUGAGGUACAAGCCAGGCUUUCGAUAACUUUUUUAUUAAACGGCUUCUGAUGGUGUUGUAGGCAAUUGUACGCCAAGGCGAAACCCAAACGAGAUCCUGCUUGCAAGCUAAACAGUCAGCAGUAAGAGAUCUUAUGGGGUACGAUAGACUGCCGGUAACCAGCUUUUACUGAAACUGCUGCCCGUGAAAACCAACACAUUAUGGAUUUACCUAUUUCUAUAUAUAUGCCUUUUUAGAAUAAGGACGAUGUAUUACGGAGUUUUGAGCUUGGUGUUGGAAAAAUAGAAAAAAAGAUUCUGUUUGCUAUGUAAUGAGCGUAGGACAAAGAAAAAAUCUGAGCACAGAAACCGAAGGUCGUGGGGAAUGAAAUUUUUUGAUGAAUGAAUGGAACUGUAGUGCUGUGUCGUCAGGGGAAAAUACAAGAUAAUUUGGUUUUAUCAGCUGAGCUGAUAAUGAAAAUUGGCCUUCGUAAAGAGUUUCUAAAGGUGACGUUUCCAGCGUCAUUUGCACUGACGAAGGGCUAACACUAAAAACGUCAGCUUUAGAAACUCUUUACAUCAUCAACUCAGUUGAUAAAAACCAAAUUAUCUAUUUAAUAUAUUAAUUUGUCACGUUAUUUAUUGAACCUUUUACUUGCAUCUUCCAUUCAUAGGGCAUCAUGCACAAGGACAAACCUAUUUUCACUGCACAGUUUCAUCCGGAGGCAUUUGGUGGACCAACAGACACAGAGGUGACCUUUGUUUGAUUCUUUACCUAAGUCUUAAGAACCAGAAUAUGUAAUUUCUUUUCCUAACUGGCCUUAAUUUCUUUGUUAUAGUUUCUGUUUGACACAUUCAUGAAUCUUGUGAAAGGUGGGAAAACAUCAGUGGACCAUGCAAUGGGGAGACCAUUUAAAGUUCCAACACCUCCUAAGGUAAGGAAUCUUCACACUAGGAUUUACCUGUUACUCAUCUAUUCAAAGCUUUGCGACUCGUAAGCCCCACCAGCCCUCUCUUUCAGUUGCUGUGGUUCAUCAUCUCAUUCCAAGAUAUCUACCCCACUUCCUUUCUCUAUUUUUCAGGUGCUGUCUAGUCUCUCCCAUUUUCUCUUUCCUUGCUGUGUCCCUGUCACCGUUUUGCUGCGGAUGUUGUUUGGACCCUGAAUCGUUAUAUGCCCAGUCGUCCUCCACCUACAGUUUUUCAUUUCUUUGCUAUUUUGUUCAGAGGAUACUUCGCAGCAAUUUUCUGUCAUCUUCUUUGUUCAUUUUCCAUCCUUUAAUGUACAACAGCUACCAAUGUUCUCCAAAUUGAACAGGUCUUCUUGCCUGAUGCGUAGAGAACAUAAAAACUCAACAAUGUAAUAAAAUCAAAUAACCGGUUAAUUUUUCAGGUGUCAAAAGUGUUAGUCUUAGGUUCUGGUGGUUUGUCCAUCGGUCAAGCUGGAGAGUUUGACUAUUCCGGAUCUCAAGCAAUAAAGGCGUUGAAGGUUUGAUAUCUGCGAAACAAUCAGAUUUCUUUUUCAAAUUAAGUUCAAUCUUGAUCUAUUUAUAGCUUACAAGCAGUCCCUCCUUGCCAGUGAAGUCUGUAACACGAGUUAAAAAAAUAAGCCUUAAAAAAUUGAGGUUAACGCGCUGUGUGAAGCUCCGACAGUAAGGUGCACAAAAAAUAGUGCGCAGCGCGCUACCAGCAAUUUUUUUUUUUUGCACUUUUUUUUUGUUUACUUGCGCGACAGACUUCGCCGAAAAGGAGGGACUUGAUUUAUUAAUUUACUUAUUUUUUUAAGUUAUUUCCUUAAGCCAAAUGGACUGAUUGCCCCAAAUUGUGAUGCAAUAUUUUGAGGAUGGUUCGUUCGCAGUGAUUGAUGAGUUGAACAUUGUACACUAUGGGUAAUGUUUCAUUUAUUCAUGUCUGUUGUAGGAAGAAAAUAUGAAGACUGUUCUGAUGAAUCCUAACAUCGCCUCAGUUCAAACUAAUGCAGAAGGAGAGAAGCAGGUACAAAAUUGUUUGCUUUCAUCAUCGUUCUUUUCGUGAGCUGGCCAACUACAAUCACUUACUGUUAACAGUUUGAACCACACUACGGAAAUGCGGUAGUUUUACAGUAAAUCCUAGUAUGUCAUAAUUGGAACUACAACGGUUAACUCAUUUCAACUCAUUUCCACUAGAGUUCGCACGCAGCAACACACUUAAAUUGCAUUCUUGUUUUUGUCCCAGGCAGAUGUGGUGUACUUUGUGCCCAUAACUGAACAGUUUGUUGAAGAUGUCAUAAGGCGUGAAAGACCAGAUGGAAUUUUGUUGUCGAUGGGCGGUCAAACAGCCUUAAACUGCGGUAUGAUCGGAAAUUAUUAAUUUACACUUGUGUACUUCCUAUCCUGUAGAUGUCACUUUAAAGAAAAAUGCUUAACCCAUUAGACCCUAAUAUCAGUAUCCAGAUUCUCCACACUCUUUGCUAUACAUUUGCUUUGGUAAUGACAAGGAGAAUUUUGUUUAACAACCAAAUCUUCUUAGGUUGGCGAUCAUUUCCUUUAUUCUCGUGAUCGUAAUGAAUGAUUUAGUAGUAUGUCUGUUAGGAGAAAUUAGAUGCUGGUCACUCUUAGGGUUUAAAGGGUUAAAUUGUCUCUUUUUCUGUUAUCGGUUUUUCAGGAGUUGAGCUGUAUGACAAGGGAGUAUUGAAGAGAUAUGGUGUUGAGGUAUGAAAUCUUUUUACUUUUAUGCUUGAACUGUAGAACAUUAUUGAUAAGGAUAAGCUUAAAAUCAAGGUAUCUUUUCAAAUUUCAUAAGUUGUAUGGGUUCUUUAACGUCCCGUGCUAAUCAGAACAGAGGAGAUGCAGGAGGCGGGAACUACAGUUUAUCGUCCCUAUCCGAGAAGACUGGCACGUCUAACCAUUUGCGGAUCCCUUAGCAAAGGCGGAACAUUCCCUUCAGUUAUCCCAGCAUUUACAGUAGAGUUUUAUUAGUCAAUUUUUCUGUAUCACACACAUUCAAGCAGCUUUCCCUAGCAGUGAAGUGCGUGUUUAAACAUUUUGCAUUUUCAGGUGCUUGGAACACCGAUAGAGUCAGUCAAAGCCACAGAAGACAGACAAAUUUUUUCAGACAAACUCACAGAGAUUGGAGAGAAGAUAGCACCUAGCGUCGCAGUGGAAACGGUAGGUCUUCUUAUCAAGUCACUCGACCUUAAUCAGCGCAGUUGUCAAAUCGUCAUUUAUUGCCCCCACCAGGAGUAAUCUCACCUGAAUUGUCGCAAUAUAUGAUUGUGUUCUCACUUUUGGUAACAUUUUUUUUUAGUACUUCUUAUCUUAAAAAAUAUAUUGUACCCUUAAAUGUUUUGAGACGUAUGUUAUCUGUUGCAGGAAGAGUCGGCUGUAAAGGCUGCCAAGAACAUUGGUUUUCCUGUCAUGGUUCGAGCUGCGUAUGCUCUUGGAGGACUGGGAUCCGGCUUGUGUGAAAAUGAAGAGAAACUGAGAGAAGUCGCAAGACAGGUGAUUUGGAUAAAUUGAAACUUGUCAGUACUACAAGCUUGACAAUGAAUAACCCGUUUAAAAAGAUUUAGACAAACACUGAUUUGUUUUGCCUUUGUAUUUGUUAUGAUUGAUCUGUUUUAUUUCACCUUUCCUUUCCCUGUUAAAAUUAGGAUAGAAAAAAGGUUUUUAAUAUUUUUAUUCUACGUAUAUGGAUGGGGUACUGUAUGUUCAAACGCGGUUCAUAAAAUACUGCGGGCUUAUACAAUAGAGCAGAGCAUUCCCUUGUUAAGUACAGGUGGAUAUCCGUAGCUAUUUCUGGGAUAUAUACCCCUCGAGAAGAUAAAAUAACUGUGAUUAUAUGAAAAUCAUGUAGGUGAACUGCGGAUUCAGAAGUAAAUUUGAAAGUGAUAUUCGCCGUAAUGAACACUACUUAAGCUUAGGUAAAAAUAAGGCCUUAAGAAAAUUCAGGCCUGUACCGGAUUUGAACCCAUGACCUCUACGAUACCAGUGCAGUGCUGUACCAACUGAGGUAACAAGCCAACUGGGAGCUGGUCAUUAUGUUAGUUACAAGUAAACCCGUGAAGUGAUGAAUAAAUAACAGUGAAUAUAUGAAAAUCAUAUAUGUUAACUGCGGAUUAAGAAAUGAAUUGGAAAGCGAUCUUCGCGGUGUUGAACACUACUUAAGCACUUCAGACCUUUGGAUGGCUAACUCACCACAGAGUUAACUGUAGCUCAAUGGUAAAAGAUCAGAGGUCUGAGGCUCGAUUCCACGCAGGGGUUUAUACUUUUCCUCCGGUCCACGUCUGUGACUAGGUGAAGAAACAUUGUUUUUCAUGAAUCAACGUAGCGUUUUUGUUGUUUCCAGGCACUCAAGCUAUCAAAUCAGAUACUUAUUGAGAAAUCACUGUUGGGUUGGAAAGAAAUUGAGUAUGAAGUCGUCAGGGAUGCCGCUGAUAAUUGCAUCACUGUAUGUAACAUGGAGAAUUUUGAUCCUUUAGGAGUUCACACAGGUACAGUGUACGUGUAUAACGCUAGUUAUGACGAGAAUGUAUACAACGCUGAUUCGCAGGGCUUCCGGAGAUUACAUUAAUUUCUGCAGCAUUAAGCACUUGGGGAUAUUGUUACAUCUCCUGAUUGGGAUAUUAGUCCAAUGUAGGUUAUCUUUACACCUCACCAUUUUUUCCCUGACAAUUUGCCGGUAUCUACCUAUACUCUCCGUUAGAGAGAGGUCUAUUAUAAAAUAUUGAAGUUAUGAACAUAUACAUAUAUAUUUUUUUUGUGUGUGUCAGGUGACUCUGUGGUUGUGGCCCCAAGUCAAACUCUGUCAAAUGAGGAAUAUCACAUGCUGCGGGAAACAGCACUUAAGGUUUCAUUCCUUUCUUUACUCUUUUAAAUUAAAAUUCUCAAAUGUAAUUUGCUUCAAUAACUUGAGUGACUGGCCGAUGUGAUUUACUAUCAGUUAAUCCUUCAUGUGGGAUGCCCUUAUGAUCUUAAAUUGAUGCUUUUUGUUGUAGGUUGUACGCCAUCUUGGUAUUAUUGGUGAAUGUAACAUACAAUAUGCUCUGCACCCAAAGUCUCUGGAGUACUGUAUAAUUGAAGUCAAUGCCCGUUUGUCCAGAAGCUCUGCCCUCGCAUCAAAAGCUACCGGGUAAAUGUUAGGUAGACUUAGCCAAGCCUAAAAGUAGACGUCCAAAUUGCUUAUCUUACGUGGUUUAGUGCACAGAGUUACGUCGGUAAGGUGACAAAAAAAACAUUUUGCGGCCUGAGCGGUUAUGUUAUUUUUCUUGUGUAUUGGGCUCCGCUCGCGCGCAUGUAGUAGCCGCCUUAAUUGUAACACGCAAAAUUGUUUUAAACCAAAACCAAAAAAAGAAUCACAAGACCAUUCAGUACAAACAGAAAUGUUGCAAAUAGCCAGUGGCAACUCGAGGUGAAAAAGCUCAGACUGCUUGAAGCGUGAUUUUAGCUUGCAUUUGAUUGUUUGAGAGUAUAGGGCAAGUUUUUUACACCAAUCACAGAAAAAAAUUGAAGGAAAAGCGAAAAUUGCAUUUGACCUCAACUGAAACCUCCUCCAAGUCUUUAAUCUCCCUUAACCCCUAAAAUUGCUGGUGUGAAUAUCAUCAUUCUUCCUGAAUGUUUCGUGUUAUUAAUAUCUUGCAGAUAUCCUCUGGCAUUCAUCGCAGCCAAGCUCGCACUUGGAAUACAACUUCCUGACAUCAAGAACUCUACAACAGAGCAAACAACGGCUUGUUUUGAGCCAAGCCUCGAUUACAUUGUCACCAAGGUUCAAUUCUCACUUUAUGGCUACAUUGAUGUGGCAUAUUUGGAAGAAAAAACUCUUUGAAAACUCCUUUAUUUGUGCUUACUUCCUCCGUAUCACGUUUCAACUGGUUCAGAUUUGUUAAAUCAAACGCAAACUAUAAAAUUUAUAGGUUAAACCUUAGCUUAGAAAUAUUUUUCCUAUUCAUAGCAAGUUUAAUGAUUUCCCUUUACUCACCAACCGCUGAAAAGCAGAGACCAAAAGGCAAAUUUUUACUGUUCGCAUAAACGGCGUUCUUUUCUCUCUGUUCUCAAGGUGGAAGUUCAAGGAAAAAACACCGAAACAACUGUGAUUUUAUUAUGCUUUUCGUUCAUAGAAAUUCCCACUUAACUCUUUUUCAUCCCAAUUUUCUUCUCUACUGGGAAUUACAAUAAAAACUAACGUGUAAAACAGACAAUGAAAUGGGGUUCCAUUUUAAAGACACAUUCUGUACUUGACAAAAUGCAAAUAAUAUUCAUUGAGGAGACGUGCACUCACUUACAGCCCACCAGAAUGACUCGAAAUAGUAUUGUCAACCUUUUAAGUCAAUGAAUAGAAUUGCUUUCGCCACGAAAAGCCGUCAACAACAAGGCAAUUAAUUCUUGUGUCCUUUUAUCAAUUACAGAUUCCUAGAUGGGACUUAGACAGAUUUCAUAUGACUUCCAAACAGAUCGGCAGUUCGAUGAAAAGUGUUGGAGAGGUAAGAAUCCCUCUUUGACUGAAGAAUGUGUUAAUAAGCGAAAUUUGUCAAAUUCAGACAACUACUUUCAGAUCUUGAAUAAAAGGGUUAGUUUUCAUGGAUUUGGUGAUAUUGAGAACUAUUUGUUAUAGAAAUCCAUUCAGGUAAGUUUCUAUCUCUUAAUCUUGUAGUUUUUUUGGUCUCUAACUUUCUUUUCGGCUGGUUUAGUAAAGACUCUUCGUAGAGGGACUAUGGAAACAGCGCAAUAUCACAUUUUCUUCAAUAUAUAGAUGAGGCCAUUUUUAAAACAGAGCUCUGAUUAAACAAUUCUACAAUAUUCAAGUUUGCAAAUUUUGCAAAGGUAAUUUAUUGAGUGCACUGUGCUUUUCGUAUGGCCUUCCUCCUAAGGUUUGGGAACACCGUUAGAUGGUUAUAAGCGGACUUGAUUUCAGAACUGAAUUUUGAGUACGUUUUUUGCCAGGUUAUGGCGAUCGGUCGAACAUUUGAGGAGAGCUUUCAGAAAGCUUUGCGUAUGGUGCAUCCCUCAGUGGAUGGUUUUGUGUCCAAGGUAAGUGCUAUUACAGAAUUUUGACACGUUGAGGUCUUUAUAUUUCAAGUCACUCCUAGAUGCUCAAAAUUACCUUGAACCUGAAGGAGAAUACAAAAUUUUUUAGCCUUGAAGACUUGAAACGACGGGUUAGCGGUUUCAUGGCUCCGUACCAGAUUUCCUCGGUCUUGAUGGUGGUGAACGAGUUGCCACAAAGGCGGUAAAAAUAAAGCAAUAAGAGGCAAAGAUGGCUAAGGACUAACACGAAAUUCUCGUAACUGAUUUACAUGGAAAUGUGUAACAGAGAGGAGAACUGACAAUCAGAUCUUGGAAGUUAACGGAUUAAAACGGAAUGCAAUCGAGGGAGUUGAAAACUUUAGCCGAUGAACAUUUCUAACUAAUAUCUGUACGAGUAACCUGCGUGUUUGUUCUUUGUUGUAGCUUCCCAGUAUGCAUCAGGAGUUGACAGACGGCAAACUUGAAGAUGAGCUAGUUGUUCCAUCAAACACAAGAGUAUACUCCAUCGCUAAGGUGAUGAAAGCACUCUCCUUUAGUUGAAAGGCGGGGACACUUUACACCACAAGUCACUGCUAAUCCGAUUUUAUCGAAGCGAUCAUACCCACAGGUUCAGACCAAUUUUAAUUUGAACAAGAUUUUUUCAGGAAACACGACACAACAUAGAAAAACUUCGGUCUUAUUCGUACAGCUUGCCACAGUACGCCAUUUCUGGCCCAGUUCCAUGCUCCUCCUCCUUCCCCGCCCCAGUCCCCAGAUGCAAUGAAAAGGAUCAAUGUCAGUAUCUAAGCAACUGUGUACCUACCCUUCUCCUAACCCAACAACAGCAACUUAUAACAAGUUAGGGUUAAUGUUGCGUUAGGGGAGGGGUAGGUGCAGUUGCUCAUAUACUGAUAUUGUUCCAAAAAAUUGUGGAAAGAUUAGAAAAACUUAUGGAAAGAUGUCCAAGUCACAUGAAGCGAAUUUUUUCUGCGACCUGUUUCUGCAUCGCCCUCUAAUAAGAGCCGUCCUCGUGUAGUCGCUCUCGCAGCGUUUUUUCUUUUUUUUUUGGUCAUGUCUCUCGAGAGAAGUUAAACAGGGGGUGUGAUUGAUUUCCUUUGAAUUGACAUGGAACAUUGGUAAACCUGACAAACCUGUUGCUUUUCAUCUCCAGGCGCUUCACCAGAACUACACAGUGGAUCAAAUACACGAACUGACAAGCAUUGAUCACUGGUUCUUGCACAAAUUGGAUCGUAUUGUGGAAAUAGAGAAAGAUCUAAAGAAUCAGCAACUGUAAGCUAUCUAAUUCUUCGUUUAAACUCUUUGACCCCUGAGAGCAAGUGACCGACAUCUUAUUUCUCCUUACACAAUCACCCCUGAAUGAAACAUUUAGGUCACAAGAAUUAAGAAAAUUAUCACCAACUUAAGAAGCUCUUGAUUGUUAAACCGUAAAUUCUCUUUUUCAGCACCUUAGGGAAUGUAUAGAACAGUUUGGAGAAUAUGCAUGCUGAUAUUAGGGUGUAAAGGGUUUAUGUGACCUUGAUGUAAGUUAUAGGCUUCUUAACCAGUUUGUUUCAUUUUUAGGGGAUCUUUGCAGCGAGACGAUUUGUUGGAAGCCAAACAAGCUGGUUUUUCUGACAGACAGCUCGCAAGACUGAUCGGUGUGCCAGAAAACGAUAUGAGAAACGAAAGACUUAAACAAGGUGUGAGGCCUUGGGUUAAACAGGUACGUAAUCUGCUCAACUGGUAUAAAUAAAUGUAAACGUCGUCAAGCGCAGGAAAAUGCAAUUUACCGGGUGCGAUUGGUUUAAGUUAAUUGGUCGGGAGGGUGACGCGCGUCUUCUCGACCAAUCAUAGAGCCGAUGAAGCAAAACCAUUGCAAUUCCAAAUCACGUUCGACACUAAAUUAAGAAAUAUGCCGCAGCUGUUAGUGACUUAAAGUUUGCUUGUACUUGUUUAACAGAUCGACACAAUGGCGGCCGAGUAUCCAGCCAAGACGAACUAUCUGUACAUGACGUACAAUGGCAAUGAAAAUGACCUGUUGUUUAACGACAAAGGUGUCAUGGUGCUCGGGUGUGGCCCGUAUCAUAUCGGCAGCAGUGUCGAGUUUGACUGGUGUGCGGUGUCUUGCAUCAGGACUCUGAGAAACCUGGGAAUCAAAACGGUAGGUGUAUAUUAAGUGUGAACUCGUGGUUGAUUGGUUUGUGAAGAAAUGAAACAUUUUGCGCGAUUUUGGUUGACCUGACGUUUAGAGCGCUAAACUCCCGCAGAUGGUAUAUGGAGGUUUCGCCUGAAUGUGAGCUCUCUCCCUACCGGUUCGCCUCUGUCACCUCGAAUUCGCCCCAUCAGUACAGUGAACUUGCAGAGGGGCGAAACCUCUAAAAACCGACCCUAACUAGCCCUGACUGAGGUCACAGAUACAAAUAUACUUUGCCAUUAUCAGGUUGUAGUGAAUCACAACCCAGAGACUGUCAGCACAGAUUAUGAUGAAUGUGAUCGCCUAUACUUUGAGGAACUUUCCCUCGAAAGAGUCUUAGAUAUUUACCAGCAGGAGGUAAGUCUUUUGAGGUGGUAAAUAUACAACAAAUGGAAAGAUUAUGAAGGGUUGUAAAGACUGUUUUAAAAUAACAACGAAUCACAGAUCUAGUUCGCGACAGUGCCAAAUAACGCCAUGAACUAAUCAGAUUUGGAAGCUCGGGAAACAUAUGAAUUUUUUCUCAGCGUCAAAGGCAUAUGAACAAGGCGAGUUUUUGAUAUACUUGGUAGUGACAGAUUGGGGGAGGGAAUUGUGGUCGGUUGUAUAACCGAUGUUACGCGCGGAAAUUGGUAACCUGCUGAGAGGGCGGGAAACUGCGCGCGGGAAAAGGGAACCAAGUGGUUUCGGCGGGAAAAUUAUGAUAGAUAUUUAGUGCGGGAAUGGAGAGUCGGCCGGGAAAUGAAGAAUCGAUCACACGCGUAGGAAAUAAAAACAAAGUGGUAAAAGCUGAGGGUACAGAGUCGUUAGUACGAGUGAGAUAUGGGCAAACGGCUGUGGGAGCGGGAAAGUGCUGAGUAGAUGAAACGCGCAGGAAUAUGAAAACCCAACGGUGGCUAGUUCAAUUACCAAGGAUUUAGUUUCCCUUUCUCGUAUCUAACAGGUUUGUAAUGGUGCUGUGAUCUCAGUUGGUGGACAAAUCCCCAAUAACCUAGCGCUCCCCUUGUACAUGAAUGGUGUUAAUGUCCUUGGUACCUCUCCCCUGAUGAUAGACGCGGCUGAAGAAAGGUAAGACGUGAUUCACGAUUGGUGGAAAAGAGUUGUGCUCUGAUCAAUCUCGCUCACAGGACUUUUUAAUUUCUCGUAGAUCUCGCUUCUCUGCAACUCUUGACGAGAUUGGAGUUGGCCAAGCGCCUUGGAGAGCCGUUUCUUCCGUGGUGAGUAGCCGUUUUUGUGAGAAAAGGGGUAAGUUUCUAAAGAAACUGUGGUGCUGCGUCGGUGGGAGAGUAUAGCAGGUAAUUUAGUGUUAACAACUGGGUUGAAAACGUAAAUUAGCCACCGUAAAGGGUAAAAAAGCUGACGUUUCGAGCGUUAGCCCUUCGCCAGAGCGACUGAACGUUUUUGUGAGAGCUUUUCAGAUCACUGUCGUAACGUUGAAAAUUUUAAUUUGUAACUUGGAAAUUAAAUGAAAUUUUACUCCAUUGUUUGUUUAUUUAUUUGUUUUAUUAUUGUUGUUGUUGUUUUAGGAUGACGCGUUGAAUUUUGCUGCCACCGUUGGGUACCCAUGUCUUCUCAGACCUUCUUACGUCUUGAGGUAAAGAACAUAAUAAAACUGUUUGUCGCGAAGUGAAAACCUUACGUGUGAUUAUAAUAACUAAAUAUAAUAAUGGCCAAGACGAAUUAUGAUGGAAAGUUUGAUUGGGGCCGUGAAAAGACUGGUAACGUAAAAAAUGGAAUGGGGGAAAGCGCGGGAAAGGGUACGCUGAUGGGUAGCACGUGAUAUGUCACGUGACGUGACUUGAUAUUAGACUCUUAUUGGCUGAAAAUAAUAGAGGGUUUUUGUUUGUUUCCUUUCUGUGCAGUGGCUCAGCCAUGAACGUAGCUUACGGUCCAGUUGAACUGAAAAAGUUUUUACAAGAGGCUGCCAGGGUGUCACAGGUAAGUUCGCUUUUUUUAAUUUUCUGUGGUGUUAGUGGGAAUUUCUCCAGAUUUGUCUUUCUGUUUUGAAUUCAGGACCAUCCUGUUGUGAUGACGAAAUUCAUCGAGGGCGCUCGGGAAAUCGAAAUGGAUGCUGUAGCUAAGAAUGGAAAGGUUGGUGUAGUUCCCUUUAAGUGAGUCUCGUUCAAGGAAAAUUUUAUCGCAAUAUUGGAUUAUUCAUAGUUUCUUGAUACUGAUGCGUUGCCCAUGUGGUUCUUUGCCCCAGGUCGUCGCCCAUGCUAUUUCUGAGCACGUGGAGAAUGCUGGCGUCCAUUCAGGGGAUGCCACCCUCAUCUUGCCUCCACAGACAAUCAGUGAAGAAGACAUCGCCCAGGUCAGAGAACCUUACAAUGUGCUGUUUGAUGAAUAGAUUCCAUGUUAUCGAGCGUCUGUUCAGUAACAGAUUAGAGAAGAUGUCAAAAUGUGGUUAAAACAAAAAAGUGGCACAAGAGGAAGCCACUGAUGUUCUUAUAACGUUUUGGAAUCCUCUGUGAUCUAUCACUGAACUGACCCACGGGAACAUGGAGUCUAUUUGUUUCUUAAAAUGAAGAGGCAAAGUGUUGCUAAUGGUGACUUCGUCUGUGCGUCUGUCCCUCAAUGGGUUAUGAGUGGGGACCAAUCAAAAUGUAUAAUACUUGAAUAACUUUGAGAACGGGAACCCUCAAUCAAUCUAACUAUGUGCGUGGGGCUUAGCACGUGCUUCCACGUGCUGCACGAGUCGUCACGUGCUGCACGAGUUAUAAGUAGCUGAUUAACAAUAAAGUUGCCUUACCUUUCGUUUGGGUGUAGUUAGGUUUGUGUGAUCACCUAUCCGUUAGGGCCUUUUUCUUUCUGUUGCACCGUACUCAGUAGAGAAAUUUCUUAAGGGUGUUCUUCUCUCUUUUGCGGCAAUAAAUCGUUUACAAACGUCGCACAACGAUAGACGUGGAAAGUCAUCUGGUUUUAGAGCUGGAGGGUUUGAAGCAUCUUGUUUCAGUAACACAUUGUUAAAACAUUUUAACAGGUAAAAGAAGCAACCAGGAAGAUUGCCGAAAAGUUCAACAUUUCGGGUCCGUUCAACACGCAGUUUUUAGCCAAAGAUAAUGAAAUCAUGGUAAGAUGAUUGAUGUUUUUAUAUACUAGACAAGGGUGCUAAGGUACUUCUUAUCUUCAAUGAAUUAGGUACAUCAUUCUUCUCUUGAAUUCUUAUUGAAAACGUUUUUAUGUUGAUCAGUUACGACUAUUUUUUUUAUUUUUUGUUCUCAUUGAAAAACCAGUCUCUAUUUUACGCUAAAACACUACUGUUUUAUCUACUGUUUUUUUUAGUUAUCCUUACCGGUCAGUUCUGAUCUGAUGUCUCUCAAUCCAAUAAAUUGUAUUCUCUUUAAGAUAAGCCUUGCUUGGGCUUGGUAAUCUGGGCAGGGGCUACCCCAGGGGUAUCUAUACAUCGGGUUCCUAGGGGUACCGGUAUGCAAGGUAUCUUUUUUUUUUACUCUCCCAACCCGUCAGGUACUGUGGGCAACAGCUACCUGAGGGGUAUCUAUAAUACUAGGUUUUCAAUGACUUACAUUUGAGAUUUUCCUCACACUCGAACAGGUAAUCUAGACAAAGGCUACCCGAGGGAAAUGCGAGGCUGUCAUGUGAUUGAGUGCAAUCUAUGCGCUUUUCGUUCCUCUCUGGGUAACGCCUACCCCAGGGGUAUCUAGAAUGCGGGGCUACCAGUGAUACCGAAACGUAACUUGCUUUAUGUAUUUUCCUAUUCCCGUCUGCCAGGUGAUUGAGUGCAAUCUACGUGCUUCUCGUUCCUUUCCUUUCGUAUCCAAAACAGUCGGCACAGACUUCAUCACUGUGGCUACAAAGAUAAUGGUGAACCAUCCUCUUGAUGAGCACGCGUUACCUGAUCUGACCACGCCCUUGCAGCCAGUCGGAUAUGUUGGCAUCAAGGUUUGUUCAUUUUUAAUCGGCGAAAAAACAAAUAAAUGGAUGAAUGGAUGGAGAUGAACAAAAUGAUCCUCCCUCCAUUCCCCCUAAAAACCAUGUGAUCCACUUUCCCCCUUUGACCCGAUAAAUAAUGCUGUGUCUCGGCGAUCAGAUAUUUUCAUUUUCUCACACUCGUGACUAAACCACUGAUACUUAGUGUGAUAAUUGUCCGUGUUUAGGCACCAAUGUUUUCAUGGCCGAGGCUUCGUGAUGCUGAUCCGCUUUUGAGAUGCGAGAUGGCGUCAACUGGAGAGGUGAGACAACAUCAAUAAAGAAAAUAUGGAAGAUUGAACUUUUUUCAUUUAAGAAUUAAUAGUAUUACAGGAUCGCAUUGGUUUUGAUUUCAUGCGCCGUGUUGUUCGUUUCGGAAAACCUGCGCCAUCAUCUCAAGCAAUCAAAUUCAAAAACUUAAGCCAAUCACGACUUCUUCCCUCGCAUUUUCCCGCGCUUCAGGCAGUUUGUUUGUCUUCACUUUGAGUUCUUAAUGGUUUUUAUUUACCACGCCAUGUCAUUUGUCUAAAAAACCUGCGCUAACUUCUCAUCCAAAGCGAAAGCCAAUUGCGACUUGGUCCCUCGCGUUCUCAGGCAGUUUGCUUGUUUUCACUUUGAGUUCUUAAUGGUUUUUAUUAACCACGCCAUGUCAUUUGUCUAAAAAACCUGCGCUUACUUCUCAUCCAAAGCGAAAGCCAAUUGCGACUUGGUCCCUCGCGUCCUCCCGCGCUUCAGGCAGUUGCAUGUUUUCACUUUGAGUUCUCAUUGGCUCAUUGUGGUAUUUCCUUUGUUCUGAUUGGCCGUUGUGAAUUCUUUGAUUUAGGUUUUACGUGAGUCAAUCACAUAGGGAUGUUUACGUGAUUUUAACGUGUUUGUGCCAUAAAGAAAUUGUAAAUUAAUGCUGUUUCGUAAUACGUUUACAUUUGACGAUUAACAGGUGGCUUGUUUUGGAUCCACUGCCAAUUCAGCGUUUCUCAAGGCUUUGAUGUCAACUGGCUUCCGUCUGCCUAAGAAAGGCAUUCUGAUUGGUAUUCAGGUAAGAUGAUUGACAGAGUAACUGUUAGUAACCCAUCUUAAGAUUCCAGAUGCCGGGUUGUAUGUAGUGGUGACCGUGCCAGACUCCGUAAUGAAGGGUCUGGGUUCGAACCUUGGUCGGGUCAAAGUGAAACUUAAAGCCACUGACUCACGUGGCGAUUUAACUCGCCGAUCGCGGCGAAUAUGAAUCGCGAAGUCGAUCGGCGAAAAUCGCUGAUUUCUGAUAUGCCAGAUAUUGGCGAUUCUAUACGCCGAUCGUAACGAUUGGCGAAAAUCACAAUCUUUUAGGAUGAGGCGCGAUUAUGAAGAAUUUUGAGUAAAACCUUUAUGCUUCUUUCUUUGUUUUCUGAACAGCAAUCCUUGCAGCCAAAGUUUCUUCCAACAGCCAACAAGCUUCGCCAACUGGGAUUCACUUUAUACGCAACAGAAGCUACGGCGCAGUAUUUGAACGAACACAAUAUUCCGGCGCAACCCGUAGAAUGGCCUCUACACAGCGUUGGUGUAAACCCGACUGCUACAAGGUUAGAAUUUUGCUCGGCGCGCUGAUGUUGUUGUGGGCGCGCUGAUGUUGUUGUGGGGUAUUAUCUGCCUAGUUUUCCCUAUUCGUCAUAUUCAUAACGAUAACUUCUUCCGCGGCAAAGGACUUUUGCGUUUGCGGUAAAUUUUCGCUGUAGAAAGUCUAUAUCAGAAAGCUUUUUCCUUUUCGUACAAAAUCUUCUAAGAAUCAAGCCGCACGGAAAAAGUCGGACACUCUGUUCCGUCGGUAAAGAACGAAUAUAGGGGAUGUGUCCUUGAUGUGUGAGCAUGUCCCAUUGUGUGUCCACCUGAUAGGCGCGCGUCCCCCAUGGGAUGUCCACUUGAUCUGCGCGCAGCCCCAAUGGGAUGUCCACGCUAUUUGUGCGCAUCCCCCAUAGGAUGUCCCGGUGAUCGGUGUGCAUCCCACGACAUGAGCACGUGAUCAAAAUUCAUGAUACAGAAUUGUUUACAAAAGCAAAUCAAUUCUUACAGGUGAACUGUGAAUGAAGAAAUGACAGAAUUUGAAGCCAGAAACGUGCUGGUUUCGAUGCAUUUCGAGCCUUUGCCUCCAAAAUAUUGUUUUGAGUGUUAAAAUUUUUCAGCUCUCACUGUUGUUGUUUCGUUGCAGACUGAUUCAAGAUAAAGAUGUAGACCUGGUGGUGAAUUUGCCAAAUCAGAACACCAAGUACAUCAAAGAUAACUACCUCAUCCGUAGAUCGUCCAUCGACUGUGGAGUCCCACUUAUCACUAACUUGGAGGUAUAUUCACAUUCGGUUAAAAUCUUAUGAUAAACUGGGACCCUAAGUAAAAACCACCACGGCGACGGCAACAAGAACGUGGGGAAUCAAAGUAUUUAACUAGCAGAACGAUAGCUCAGCACGUGCGUUUUAAAACUUUGUACAUUUUUGGCCGUUCGCUGCGGAACAGCAACCUGAAACAAAGAAAAUUCGCGUGGAAUUCCCGAUGUUUCUAUUUGGAACUAAACGCUGCUUACUUAUGUUUAACUGUUUUCUCUUUUCUAUUUAGGUCGUGAAGAUGUUUGCCGAAGCUCUUUCAGAAACCGGCCGCAAAAUCGAUGCCACAUCACUCUUCCACUACCAGAAGUCCUCCCAAAGAAAAGCAACGCCUUGAAACGGUUGUCAGGCAACUCAAAAAGUGCCCCUUUACCCCCCCCAGACAGUUUACUAAAGAUGAGAGGCUCACUCGUGUGGACUUAAUAUAAUUUGUGCGAGAAAAAAAGGGAAUAUUUUUUACCGAGAAACGGUAGUAUUCAAUAACAGUGUGUUCAGACAAACAUUCGUGUAGAUUGUAAACUAGUAUAUAUUUAAAAUAAAAGUAGACAAGACACGUAAUUUAGUGUGUUUUGCGUAUGAUAGAUUUUAAUUUGCGGUUUGUUUGUUGCGUAUGACUUCGAUAGUUUCUCAAGUCAACGUCGUGCAAAAUACGAAACAGGCAGAUUACUGCUAAUUGCGUAGUGGACUAUAUGAAAUUUCCGCACAAGAAAUUUAAAAUUUAUUAUCGAAAUAAAAUGAGAGUG